GCCCAGCCUUGUUUUUCCCCCUCACUUUUUCUUAUAAGACACGUGUAAGUUGCUUGCUUUGCUUCAUCUUGUAUCCAACAAUAACCACCACUCCUCUUCUUUCUGCAUCUAUCCUCGUUAUAAUUUAUCAUGUCGGACAACCGCCGCUUCUUCAAAGGCUCAUGCCACUGCGGCUACGUCCGCUACCUACUGCGCAUCACACCUACCACCGAAGACCAUCCGCCUGGCCAGCGCAUCUACCGCUGCAACUGCACAUCGUGCCAUAAAAUGGGCCAUUUCCACUUACGUCCGUCUGUUGUCCCCGAGGACUUUGUGCUGUUGUCGCCCGUCAAUCCACUCGAGAGUCUCGGCGACUACCAGUGGAACGACUUUGAGCUCCAUUUUCUAUUUUGCAAGACGUGCGGUGUACGUCCAUUCAUUUUGUACGGUGAGGGGGAGACUGCAGAUGUAGAUGUAGAGCAGUAUGGUGUAGAAGGACUCAAGAAUCCCGAGGGGCAGAGCACCACUAAGAUAUGGAGGGUCAAGGCUACCAGCGAGCGCAAGUACCUGAGUGUCAAUGGCGUCACUGUCGAUGCUGGCCAGGAAGGGUUUGAGCUGCGCGACUAUGUGGAGCGAAAGACGCUUUCAUACUUGGAUUGGCUGCAGGAUGAGGAUAAAGAGACGACGGAGCGUCCGCAUCCUGGUGGUUGCUAUUAGCUAGUAUUAUUACUUGUUAUGGGGAUGCGGCGUUGCAUAUGGGGAGAAGGGGUCGGCGCGCGUAGGUGCAAUUUUUGUUUAGUUAUUUUUAAAAAUAAAACUAUAUUCCGAUUUGGAAUUUUAUAAGGAAAUUCAAUAAAAACUCAAAGUACAAACCGUCU
This is a messenger RNA of [Torrubiella] hemipterigena, 857 nucleotides long. Lineage: Eukaryota; Fungi; Ascomycota; Sordariomycetes; Hypocreales; Clavicipitaceae. The record is from the annotation of a GenBank genome assembly.